Molecule: messenger RNA, 1402 nt
Organism: Solea senegalensis (Senegalese sole)
Lineage: Eukaryota; Metazoa; Chordata; Actinopteri; Pleuronectiformes; Soleidae
Product: E3 ubiquitin-protein ligase RNF31-like
Exons: 6
Coding region: 626-1381 (251 amino acids)
Biological process (GO): protein linear polyubiquitination
Cellular component (GO): LUBAC complex
Molecular function (GO): K63-linked polyubiquitin modification-dependent protein binding; linear polyubiquitin binding; ubiquitin protein ligase activity
Source: RefSeq, a predicted model, not a curated record
GGGAACAAGUUUUCAUCAAAUAUCCCCAGAAAUACCAGACAGAGACCAGAACAGGGUCCUAAACACGGGUAAAUAAAAGUAAAAUGACAUACAUGGUUUACUGGAAUGAUUAUCAACAUCUCUGUUAGUUUGUUAUCCUAUGCCAAGCAUGUUCUGUUUUCAUGGCUGUGGGUUUAUCUGUCAUCUGUUUGUCCUUGUGUGUUAGCGAUGGGUAGGUGAUCAUCCAAGUAUGAUCCCAUUAAUUUAGGUAAGAAUCUACCUACUGAUGACAUCAAAAAUAAAUCUACAUUUUCCCCACGUAAUGGGCAAAUCUGUAACUGUAAAAAUGAACUUGUUCAGCUUCAAGAUGUGAUGUGUUAUUUGUUCAUACUGAUACGGCUUUGUUCACAUGUGUAUAUUUCAUAUUUGACAUUUAAACAGAUCAGGAGGAAUUUUGCCAUGCUUGUGUAAGAUUGUAACAGCUAUAAGCAGGUAAUGUUCAAUACAGAUCCAAACAGUCUUCUGGUGACACUGAAGUAUUCAAACCUCGGUAGAGAUCUACGCUCUCUCAGUGCUUUUGAUUUAUUUGUUAGUAUUUCAUCUCAGUUUCAGCUCUGCAGUGAGUCAUAAAGAACAUCAACAGGAUAUGAUAUUCAUGAAAUCCUCAAAACAUGGUGAUACUAGUGCAAUAAAUGUCAAUGUCAUUUUGUUCACAAGUUUGGACAUCCUGGGCUUUUCAGUCAUGUUUUUUUUCUUCAAAAUGGCUGACAUACAGUACCAACAACCACAUUUUAUGACCCUUGCAUCGCUGCAGCGUUUGUCUACAGCACUGAACAUCCUGGAAAAGUAUGGCUGCAACCUGACUAAUCCCAACAGGCCAAAGUACUGGAGAACUGUCAAACACAACAACCCAGUGUUCAGAGCCACCGUCGAUGCCAUUCAGGGAGGACGAGCCGUGUUGUGUCUCUAUGGUUACUCCAAUCAGCAGCCAGAUGGGCUCAGCUUCCCUGAUGAUGUCACUGAUCCUGAUGUGGGCCGAGUUGCUGCGGUAACGUUAGAGGUGAUGAGUCUGAGGAUGGAACUAGAAAUGCUUAUCAAGGAGACUCACCCUCACCCUGAGUUCUAUGAGAGAAUCCUUGCUACGCUGAGACACAAGGACGUAGGUCUAAAUACUGAUGCUGUGGUCUACUACUCCUCUGCCAUCUCAUGCAACUCUGACGGUCAGAGCAAGUCUCUCGCCUUCCCUCUGCACCAUCAUUCCACCAGGGGGAGCAGUCACAGCCACUCUCUGUCCUCCAACCACCAAGGUCUCAGGUCCAUUCAAGUCUUCUCCACCUCCUCAAACAAACACCCAGACAUGUUCCGGGCGGGUUUGAGGUCUCACAUAUCAAGUUUCAAGUGAAUACAGCAAUCCCAAUUAGAG